This is a messenger RNA of Hevea brasiliensis (rubber tree), 1668 nucleotides long. Its product is annotated as aluminum-activated malate transporter 12. The record is from RefSeq and is a predicted model, not a curated record. The coding region runs from base 1 to 1581 and encodes 526 amino acids. The transcript is spliced from 6 exons. Gene Ontology annotation, cellular component: plant-type vacuole membrane. NCBI's taxonomy places the organism in Eukaryota, Viridiplantae, Streptophyta, Magnoliopsida, Malpighiales, Euphorbiaceae. Gene Ontology annotation, biological process: malate transport.
AUGAAAAUUAUGGCCAUGGGGAAGGAGAAGUGGGAGAAACACAUUCAUGUUUUAGCUGAGAAAAUCAAAACAUUUCCUGGUUUUGUUUGGCAAACAACUUGGAGGCAAACAACUUGGAGGGUUGGCCGAGACGAUCCUCGAAGAGUUAUUCAUGCUUUCAAAGUUGGUUUGGCUUUGACAUUAGUCUCUUUGCUGUAUCUGCUGGAGCCAUUGUUUGAAGGGAUUGGACAAAGUGCCAUUUGGGCUGUAAUGACCGUUGUUGUUGUGCUCGAGUUCACAGCAGGUGCAACAUUAUGCAAAGGACUUAAUAGAGGAUUAGGGACCCUCCUAGCAGGAUCAUUGGCAUUUGCCAUUGAGUUCAUUGCACAGGAAACCGGCCACGUUUUCCGAGCUAUUUUCAUCGGAGCUGCAGUUUUUGUGAUAGGGGCUGCAGCUACCUACAUUAGGUUCUUUCCCAAAGUGAAGAAAAAUUAUGACUAUGGUGUUGUGAUUUUCCUCUUGACCUUUAAUUUGAUAACUGUGUCGAGCUUUCGCGUUAGCAAUGUAUUGAAGAUUGCCCAUGAACGAUUCUACACCAUUGCCAUUGGCUGUGGUGUUUGCCUGUUAAUGAGUCUGCUGAUAUUCCCAAUUUGGUCAGGAGAAGAUCUCCAUAAUUCCACGGUGUCUAAGCUGGAAGGUCUAGCUAAAUCUAUAGAAGCUUGUGUCAAUGAAUAUUUUAGCGACGAAGAGAAAGAAGCUAUCCAAGAUAAAUCAUCUGAGGAUCCCAUCUACAAAGGUUAUAAGAAUGUCUUGGAUUCAAAAUCACAAGAUGAAACUUUGGCAACACAUGCAAGUUGGGAGCCUAGGCACUCAAGGCACUGCAGAUAUCCUUGGCAGCAGUAUGUGAAAUUAGGAGCUGUUCUUCGCCACUUCAGUUACACUGUUGUAGCUCUUCACGGAUGUCUGCUAACUGAAAUUCAGACCCCUAGGUCUUGCCGUGCCCUCUUCAAAGAUCCAUGCAUUCGAGUAGCAAGUGAAGUAUCCAAAGCACUAAUGGAACUUGCCAACAGCAUAAGAAGUCAUCGUCAUUGCUCUCCUGAGAUCCUCUCCGAUCAUCUUCAUGAGGCAUUGCAAGACCUUAACACUGCCAUAAAAUCACAGCCAAGGCUUUUUCUAGGCUCCAACAAUACCCAAGCCAAAAACAUGCUAGCCUUGGCAGCUGCACAUGCUAGACAAAAGCAAGAAAAGGAUCACCAUGGAGUGUCAUUAUCAAGUGUAAAGACGGAUAGUUCUGCAUUGCUUGAAUGGAAAACGAAAAGGGCUAAUAAUGAGCAAGCUCGAGAAGCUGAAAGGAAAGUGUUACGGCCACAAUUGAGCAAAAUUGCAAUCACAAGUCUUGAGUUCUCGGAGGCACUUCCAUUUGCUGCUUUUGCAUCUUUGCUGGUGGAGGCAGUAGCUAGGCUAGAUAAUGUGAUUGAAGAAGUUGAAGAGCUUGGAAGGAUAGCUUGCUUCAAAGAAUUUAAACCUGGUGAUGAGAUUGUUGAGACACCAAAAGUGAAUGUUUCACAGAACCAUUUGCCUUAUUCUAAUGGGGCAGAGUGAUUCUCUAGUCUUUAAUUGGAUAUGGUUGACUUUUGGGGUUUUUUUUUUUUUUUAUGUAUAGUAGCUAAAGAAAAAAAAAAGGACAUU